This is a messenger RNA of Belonocnema kinseyi, 1577 nucleotides long. RefSeq lists its product as uncharacterized. Bases 1034 to 1432 code for a protein of 132 amino acids. The transcript is spliced from 4 exons. NCBI's taxonomy places the organism in Eukaryota, Metazoa, Arthropoda, Insecta, Hymenoptera, Cynipidae. The record is from RefSeq and is a predicted model, not a curated record.
ACCAGGAAAUUUAAAAUGUCACUCUUUAACCGAACGAAAGAAGAAAAUAUUAAAAUAUUACUCUCAUCGUUAAAAAUAUGUAUUAUUUAUGGUAAUUAAAUUCGUGUUUGAUGAUUUAUUAUGAGUUUUAAUAACCAGAAUGGUAAAAGUUGUGACGAUGAAAACAAAAUUGCACUCGAAAAUAAAACUAGCAAAUACCCUACAAAUACGCUUGUGAAUGAUAAUCCUAAAUCGGUGAAAAUUCCCGUGGAACUUCCGCAAAGUAGUUACACUGUGCAAUUAAUUUCUGUCGGCAUUCGACCUAACAAUAUCUACGAGGUAUGGUGAAGAUCGUAAAAAUGAUUUUAGCGCCGGAAGUAGAUAUGACAUCUGUAAAAAUAACAAUAAAAGAUAAUAAUCUUCGUGUGACUCUUCGUAAACGGUUAGACAACCAUUUUAAACAACUGUUCCAAAACGCAAAUAAAAAUUUGCUAGACGAUCUAAUAGAAAAAAACAUUAAACACUGUGAGAAUUUUUUAAUUCCGGAAUCCAUUGACGAUGAAAAAGUUCGUGCCAUCAUGGAUAACAAAUACAGAUUACUUAUCCUCACAGCUCCCACUCGAAAAAUGUAGCAACAAUACAAGAAAACGACUUUCAGAUGUUGAAAGAACUUAAAUUACAAGUUCACCUGACCUAGAGGUUCUUCAGUUGCGAAAUUUAACAAUUGCAUUUUUUGAAACAUACAUCUUUAACGCGUUUAAUUUCGGAACGAUUAACCCGAAAUCAAUAUAAAUCAUUUAGUUUUAAAACUAGAAAAAUUGAAGUUUCCAAAGAUCCUAGAAAAAGAUAUUCGCGGACUCAAGUUUACAUUCCAACUUUAUUAAAGUUGAACCAAACAAAACAAUAAAACUACCAAUUUUCAUAAGCAUUAAGAUGACAGCAGUUUGUCUUCUCUUUAGAACAAAAAUUUAACCUCAACAGGUCAGUGCCGAUUUCAAGUUUGAUGCACUGAAUGUAUUAAAAAAUGUACUCACGUGAUUCUUGAUUUCUUAUUAUGGAAAAACUGCCCCGACAUUGUCGUGAAAAUGGCUUCUUUUUCAAACAUCUCGACUAUGUAAACUUGGACAUGAAAUCUGACGGAAUAAGGACAGGAAUGAAAUUCGUGAAGGUUCCGGACUUUUACAACAUUGACGACCGAGAAUACUUUGCGACAGAGAUCAAAAUUGAAGGAUUGAAAGUGAGUGCAGCAGCAGUUGCGACAGAGAACGUGUUGAAUAUAAAAAUGCAGGAAACCGAGGGUCGAAAAAACGUGAGGAACUUGAACUUCUUAAUUCCCGAAGAAGCUGAUCCAAGAAAAGCAUCCGUAGAAAUCUUCGGCGGAAAUACAAUUUUCGUAAUGGCUCCUCUUCGAAAACUCACACGUGAGAGAUUCGACGUGAACAGACCUGAAUAGUCAAUAUAAAUAUUUGAAACUGAUUCAAGAAAUAUUUUCAAAAAGGAGAAAUUAAAUUUAUUAUCAAUAAAACAACAAAAUAAAUAAUUAAUAGCCAUCUUCACGUUGUCUUUUCACAUUUUAUUCCAAAGAAAUAAAGUAAACA